AUGUGAACCUUGCACUUCAUGUAAAUUGCCUAAUCAUACAUGCCAACCAUUCCGUUCUGAUAAAAAUUAUCCUAAGUGUUGUUCACAGUGUUUAACAAAGUCUACUGUACUUUUGAAACCAGAAUCGAAGAAAAAAUACCAUAACAUUUAAAUAUUUUAUAAUUAUUAUUGAUUGAUGUUCUAAAACACAAAAACUUAUACAUUCAAUCCUAUUAUUUAUCAUGUAUAAAAUAUAGGUACAGUAUAUUAAAAACAUAUCAUAAAUUUAAUACAGUGUAUACACUCGAAUACAAUUUGCUGUUAUUACUUAUAACAUAGUUAAGACACAAAUAUUUUAAUUGACAAGUUAUACUUACAUAGUUAGUUGAUUUUUUUUGUAUGAAAUAUGACAGUUAGUGUCAAUAUAAGUACAAAAAUA
This is a messenger RNA of Acyrthosiphon pisum (pea aphid), 418 nucleotides long. RefSeq lists its product as uncharacterized. The record is from RefSeq and is a predicted model, not a curated record. NCBI's taxonomy places the organism in Eukaryota, Metazoa, Arthropoda, Insecta, Hemiptera, Aphididae.